Paraglomus brasilianum is the source of this 1878-nucleotide messenger RNA. The record is from the annotation of a GenBank genome assembly. Lineage: Eukaryota; Fungi; Glomeromycota; Glomeromycetes; Paraglomerales; Paraglomeraceae.
AUGUCAAGCCGACGGAAAAGCAAACUAAGACGUUUUAUAGCAUAUAACCCAAACAUUCCUAAUACUACAACCACUAGACAUCAACAAACUGAACGCGCAUCCAUACAAUCUAUACCACCCUAUGAAUCUUUUUCUCCGUCUAUCUCUCCUAACGAAGAAUAUUUAGCACCGCCUGUCUUGUCACCUCUACACUCACCAAGUUCUCCAUCAUCCACAAGUCUCCCGUCUACCUCGUAUUCAGAACACCAACCCCCUGUCCAAGUGCUACAGACAAUAAAACAUAUGCAACGCAGAGACCAUAACAGUAGCUGGGUAUGGGAUUAUGUAGAUAAAAACAUUAUCGAUGGUUAUAGAUACUGUCAAGUAUUAGUGGUUAAAAACGCAAAAGUACACAGAAUAAUGACAGUCUAUGAUUCUGCAGAAACUAUGAAAAAUGUAGCCUUAAAUAAAAACCAACAGACGAUAGAAGAUUGCAUCAACACAGCAAAACAAUACAAACCAACUGAUAUUCAGUAUCAUCAUAUUACAACCAGAUUGCUGCAGUGGAUAGUUGAAGAUUUACAGCCGCUUAACAUUGUCAACACACCAACAUUCAUAAGUUUAUGUGAAUCCUUGAAUAGGCGAUAUCCGGUGCCCUGUAUUAGUACCAUAAAGAAGAAACUACAUGAAUGUGUUGUGUUUACUGAAGAACGUCUGCAAAACGAAAUCAAAAAUUCAAUGAAAACAUGUAGUUUUACAACAGACCUCUGGACACAAUUUCACACACCAUAUAUUGGUGUGACAAUUCACUGGAUUACUCCUGACUUCGAGCUGAAGCAAGGACUCUUAACUAUCGAAGAAUUUCCCUAUGGACAUUCAGCUGCCAGAAUCGCCGAGUUCCUUCGUAUGUUAUUUGAGAAGUGGUGUAUAAGUGAUAAAGUCAUUGCGGGAAUAAGUGAUAACGCUGCCAACAUGACGGCUACGGCAUUAAAUAAUGCCCUUGUGAAUCGUGAUAAAUACCGUGAAACACUGCGGCGUGUGCAACAGUUAAUGAUCGAUGAUAAUCUACAAACAAAAAUUCUCGAACCUAUCACUGACGUCAAAACUAGAUGGAACUCAACUUACCUUGUGCUGCAGCGCCUUCUUACACUCCGUAACGCUGUGCAUUCCCUGGCUGCUGUCCUCAAGAACGAUACUGAAUAUUCAGUCACAGACAUUAUUGGCAGAAGCCAUUAUCCGACACUAUCUAUGAUGUACCCAGCCAUAAACAAAAUCCGAAACCAUCUUGCUCAAUUUACAUCUCGACAUGACUUACCUGCAAUUGUGGCAAGAGUGAGAGACCGUAUUGAUGAGCAGAUAGAGAUACGCUGGCAGAAUACUUUGUCGAUGGGGUCUUUUGCCUCAUACUUCGACCCUCGCUUCAAAAAACUGAAAUUCUUAAGUGUUGAGGAACAGGCAGGCGUUAUGACGGAAGUACAACGAAUUAUGGAAACAGAUGACUCAGCAAGUGCGACACUCACGGUGCAAAUGAAUUCAAAUCGGAACAGUUUCUUCGAUGAUAUAGAUGAAGAUGACGUUUCCUCCAUACAAAACGAGAUACAAUUAUAUUCCACAAUGUUACCAAUCCCAACCCACCCCCUCAACGAUCCGUUGUAUAAAACGGAAAAUCCACUUAGUUGGUGGAAGUUGCACAGUAGGACGCUACCCAACCAUGCCAAACAAGCUUGCAAGUAUCUUGCGAUACCUGCUUCGUCGGUUCCUUCUGAGAGAUUAUUUUCGGAUGCCGGAAAUAUAAUUACCGAAAAACGCAACAGGUUAAGUCCGACUUAUGUUCAUGAUAUUCUUUUCUUAAAACAUAAUUCAAAACUCUUUGAUGUGUAUUCAGACUUAAGUGCGUAG